Messenger RNA from Carassius gibelio (silver crucian carp), 1279 nucleotides. Its product is annotated as microtubule-associated proteins 1A/1B light chain 3C. The record is from RefSeq and is a predicted model, not a curated record. Gene Ontology annotation, molecular function: ubiquitin protein ligase binding. The transcript is spliced from 4 exons. Gene Ontology annotation, cellular component: autophagosome membrane; autophagosome; cytosol. Gene Ontology annotation, biological process: autophagosome assembly; autophagy of mitochondrion; macroautophagy. Bases 388 to 768 code for a protein of 126 amino acids. NCBI's taxonomy places the organism in Eukaryota, Metazoa, Chordata, Actinopteri, Cypriniformes, Cyprinidae.
UUGCACUCACUUUAGGAAAAAAAAACGGGGCUGAACUUCAAAUAGCUGGUGUCUGAGUGUUUUGCUCGUUUACAGCGACAGUUAAUUUUUAAUCGAGUGUGAGGACGAGGGAGGCUCUGGAGAGCUUAUGUAACGGUUCACAACUUCAUACCCUAAUAUCGCCGCAAGGCCUUUAAUUACGCGUAAGCACUUCUCAUCUUUUCACACCUCAAACUGUCCUCCCCUUAAACACACACACACACACACACACGUAUAAAGGCCGAGCCCCGCGAGCUGACAACAGGCAUUAGAGACAGCCUCCACCCGUGGGCACUUCGUCAGCUCGGGACCAGCCUCCCCCAACCUCACCAUAGUUCAGGUCUCCAGCCUCCCCAAACUCCAGUCAGAAUGCCUCCCUACGAGAGAUCCAUGGAAAUCACGCCUUUCAAGCUAAAGAAGUGCCUCGCAACAAGAAAAGAUGAAGUCUGCACUAUUCGGUCUAAGUUCCCCAACAAAUUACCGGUAAUUGUGGAGCGAUACCUUCGCGAGAAAAAGCUUCCCCUGCUGGACAAAACCAAAUUUCUUGUCCCACAUGAACUGACAUUAGGGCAGUUCCUCAGUCUGCUCAGAAGUAAGAUAGCACUAGAGGCAUCUCAAGCGCUGUACCUACUGAUCUCAGGGAAGAACACGUCCUGUUUGUCAGCCAGCAUGGGAGAAGUUUACUCACAGUUCAGAGACCCCGAUGGCUUUCUCUACAUAACCUAUGCAUCCCAGGACAUGUUUGGAUGAACAGACCCUCAGAAAUGAGCAUGACACACAGAUCCCCUCACAUACCUCCAGACUGAUGCCUCAUGUAUUGCUGCUAAAUGAAGACUCUCACUGUGCAUCACACCUAAAACCACACAGACCAGAAGACGAUUGGACUCUUCUGACCUCAUUUUUUAAUAGUUUAGAUUUCUUUGAGGCUAAUGUUGGAGCAUAAUCAGUAGAUUUGAAAGAGGUUACAACUGAGCCGUCUAAUAUGAAGAACAGAAAAGUGAUGUCCCUUCUCUCAAGCUGCUCUAUCAUGAGGCUCCAACACAAAAAAAAUGACGUCCUGUCACAAUAAGACAGUGUCUGUUCGAUUCUGGUUUCCUUUCCUUGUUCUUUCUGUGACUGUGCAUCUGUGUUUCUGAAACAAACACAGAGGGAAACGGACAAAUAAAAACUAUUCAAGCACCUACUGGAAAGUAAAAUGUGUGCAAACAACACGGUCAUUAUGUCAAUGACAGUCCUCAAUAAAUCAGUUUAGUUCUUUUAA